Molecule: messenger RNA, 2926 nt
Organism: Peromyscus maniculatus bairdii (prairie deer mouse)
Lineage: Eukaryota; Metazoa; Chordata; Mammalia; Rodentia; Cricetidae
Gene: Tspan5
Product: tetraspanin 5
Cellular component (GO): plasma membrane
Source: RefSeq, a predicted model, not a curated record
GAGGCCCGCGGCUGGAGGUGCCGGAGCCGCUCGGUCCGCGCGGCUGAGCCCCGCGUGCCCCGCUGCUCGCCGGGCUGCUCCGAGCCGCGGUGCUCCGGGGCUCCAAACUCGGGCUGGCGGGGAAAGUGUCUUCAUGAACCCAGAGGAUGUCCGGGAAGCACUACAAGGGUCCUGAAGUCAGUUGUUGCAUCAAAUACUUCAUUUUUGGCUUCAAUGUCAUAUUUUGGUUUUUGGGAAUAACAUUUCUUGGAAUUGGACUGUGGGCAUGGAAUGAAAAAGGCGUCCUCUCCAACAUCUCGUCCAUCACUGACCUCGGGGGCUUUGACCCCGUCUGGCUCUUCCUCGUGGUGGGAGGAGUGAUGUUCAUUCUGGGGUUUGCAGGGUGCAUCGGAGCACUUCGGGAAAACACCUUCCUUCUCAAGUUCUUUUCUGUGUUCCUGGGGAUUAUUUUCUUCCUGGAACUCACUGCCGGGGUGUUGGCGUUUGUUUUCAAAGACUGGAUCAAAGACCAGCUCUAUUUCUUUAUUAACAACAACAUCAGGGCUUACAGAGAUGACAUUGACUUGCAGAACCUCAUAGACUUCACCCAGGAAUACUGGCAGUGCUGUGGGGCUUUUGGAGCUGAUGAUUGGAACCUAAAUAUUUACUUCAAUUGCACAGAUUCCAAUGCAAGCCGAGAGCGAUGCGGCGUGCCGUUCUCCUGCUGUACUAAAGACCCCGCGGAAGAUGUCAUCAACACUCAGUGUGGCUACGAUGCCAGGCAAAAACCAGAAGUUGACCAACAGAUUGUAAUCUACACGAAAGGCUGCGUGCCCCAGUUUGAGAAGUGGCUACAGGACAAUUUAACCAUCGUGGCUGGUAUUUUCAUAGGCAUUGCAUUGCUGCAGAUUUUUGGGAUAUGCCUGGCACAGAACUUGGUGAGUGACAUUGAAGCUGUCAGGGCUAGCUGGUAGACCUCGUGGACCCCUGCUGCAAGACACUGGACUGACCCCCUCGCUGACUCUCCUGUGCUGGCCGAUGGCGCGCUGCAGGGACCUGGGCAUGGGCCUGCCGGCCUACCUAAUGGAGCUGCCGAGAACUUACUUUCUGUGAGGGUAAAACUGGGAAAUGCUGUUCCCAGAUGGAACUUUUCAAAAGAAAAACAGAACAGUGUGAAAGUCACUGAGUGCCGUGAAUCUCUACUGUAGCCAUGAGUUGAUGGACAGAUGGAUGCCACCAGAAACGGAAACGGGGGAGGCCGGGCACUGCAUGCACUUGAAUUUGUGGAGAAUCCAGUGCUGUCCACAUCUUGGCUAAAACGGAGGCCCUUCCCCGCCAGGACCAAGUGUUCUGAAAUCUCUCAAUGCACAUUUCCAGAAACUGCUCCAACUGAUGUCUGGAGGGAAAAACAGCUGUCCCUGUGUUCAGAUUUUGAGAUGGCUGGAAUGGGUCACUUCCAGGAUGCAUAUCCUAGAGAGCCCCUUAAGAAAGGAAGCCAGGUGUUUGGGCGUAGCAAGUUAGGGUAGCAGCGAUUGUGACCCGUGUUUCCACAGGACUGAUCUUUCCUCUGAGUGGCCAGCCUGAGCUUUAUCAGUGACAUCCGAGGAGAAAACGAGGUUAAUGAGAGGCACUAAUUCAACGCCCCCCUCACCCCCCCUUACCAAACCAGUGCUUGGGUUCUCCUGAUACUCUGGAAUACUCUGGGCUGCGUUUUUGUGUUUUUGCUUCCUUUUUUAUUGGUUGUUAUUUUGGUUCUUCUUGUCUCCCAAAGGCAAAGGCUAUAAUACAGUCCUGCGUAAUGUUUUCUUAUUCAGCUUAAAUAGUGUGUGUGUGUGAUCCUCACCUGCAUGUGCUGUGACCCUGAAUCCACCAUGUUCUUUUCCAAGAGAUACUUGAGAACAUCAAUCAGCGUUUCUGUCAUAGGUCCCAGCCUUGGGUGGUUGUGGCAUGUUGUUCCAGCCAUGUCUUCUUAUGCCCCGUGGACUCACUGUCUCCCAGCAUCCAGCUGAGCUUUUGUACAGCCUUGUCUUCCACACUGAGUGAUAUAAAGCCCAGUUCCAAUGCAGGGAUGACAGAGUCAAAAAGCAUUUAACAAGGGUUUUUUUUUUUUCUUCUUCUUCUUGCAUUUUUUUUUUUUUUUUGCCAAAUAUUAAAAAAAAAAAAGAAAAACAAACCUAGCGUAGUGCAUGGCCAGAGCUGUCCUCAUGAGGUGGCCUCAGGGUAGUAACAAAGCACAAAUACUUGAGGGGCUGCACUGAGGCCCAGCCACGGUUCUGUGACAGUUGAUGGGAAGCCACCUUCAGGGCCUCCUCUGCCUUGUGCCCACUGGGAGGGUGGAUCUGGGCCCCAGAUUUUCACCCAGUUUGAGGUAGCUCCUGGGUGUCGCCGUCCUGGGGGCCAGAUUUAGACCGUGGGUUUCUGGGAAGGCUACAGCCUCUAUGGUAGCAGGUCCGCAUUCGCCCGCUAGCCUUCUGAGACGUUCAGCUCGGCUUCCCAUUUCCACAGCCUGCCUGUGCGCUGCCGUGGCUGGUGGACAGUCGGCUCAGAGGGAGGAGAGGCACUCCUUUAAAAGUCCCAUCUCAGCAGUUUGGGUGCGUGUGGCUCUUGCAUGUAUGUACCUGUGUCUGUUGUAGGUAGAGAUAGUCAUUCCAUGUGUGGAUGUGAGGUCACGUGACUUCGCCCCUGUCCAUACCGUCGUUUGUGAUGUCCUUCAACGCGGACACUUGUGCUCUCGGAUUGGCACUUCUGUCUUCUUUAUUACCUCAUUCUCCAGUGAACUGCAUCUGGCCAGUUGAUUCAGAAUCAGGCAAGAUCCCCACCCUGUGGCACACCCAGUGAAAGCCAAGCCACAAGCCCAAGUGAGUUUUAAAUUUUAAUCACCCUUUAUUUUUUACACUCGAGAGUGAUUGUAAUAAAAGCUGUCAUUAAUAAACUUGGUUCUACCUUA